GAAGUCAUAAGAAAGAAUUGAAGUUGAAGACCAACACAGUCCACAGUUUCUUUUUCUGCACAGAAAGCGAACCUUCUCUUUUCCCUCAUUAUUACUCUCUCCAAACUUUUUCGACUAUAUGUUUUUUUGCCUUCUCUCCUUGACCACCCCAGUGCUCCACAACUAUAUCUAACACAAUUAAUAAGCAGAGGAUAACGGAAUACAUUCACAUAAACUAAGCUAAAGCUAAGCUAAAGAAAGAAAGAAAGAGAGAGAGAGAAGAAAAUGGAGUUCGAUCUUGGAGACUCGUUAACAAGUUCCCAAGAACACCAUACUGAUACUAUCCCAGAUCUCUUUGCCUCAGAAGCUGAUCAUAUGCCUUCAAGAAGCUUUUUUUCUCGCUUGAAAAACAGAGAUUUCUAUGCUCCUUUUCGAAGUGAAGCCAUUUCUCACAUUUCACAGGCGCAGUUUUCCUGUAACUUAGACCCCUUCAUAUCCUACCUUGCUAUUAACUACAUGGAUCGGUAUGUCUCCAAGCAAGAAAUACCGCAAGGAAAGCCCUGGAUUUCGAGACUAAUGGUAAUCGGUUGCCUCUCUCUAGCGUCAAAGAUGAAGAACUCGCCAUUCUCAGUAUCUGAUAUUCAUAGAGAAGAGGGUCUUGUGUUUGACGCUCAAACAGUUCACAAAAUGGAGCUUUUGAUUCUCGAUACUCUGAGUUGGCGAAUGAGAUCCAUAACACCUUUCUCAUUUUUCUCCUUCUUUAUCUCCUUUAUUGAAAUUAAUGACUCUCCAUUGACACAAGCUCUCAAAGACAGAGCUUCGGACAUUAUCUUCUGCUCCCAAAAUGAUAUGAAGUUCUUAGAGUAUAAACCGUCAAUAAUUGCGGCAUCAGCGCUUCUCUCUGCAUCUCAUGAGUUAUUCAUACAGCAAUUUGCUUCUUUCAAGGCUUCACUCUUAGCUUGCCAAUACGUUAAAAGUGAGAAUUUGUUGAAGUGCUUUAAUAUGAUGCAAGAAAUGGUGGCGAUGCAAGGGUACGUGUCGAAUUCAGACACGUUAUCAGGCACAAGAACACCAAUGAGUGUGCUCGAACGUGAAAUCACCAACUCGGAAGGUGAAAACUCCAUGGCCACCACUACCUCCUCAGCUCAAAUAUGUGUCACUUCACCAAUGGUAGACAAGGACGACAACAAGAGACGAAAAUUGAAUGGUCUGUGCAGUAGUAGUAGUAGUAGGUUUCAGCUUUCUCAGUUUCAUCACUACUGAGUAUUGAUUAUUAGAAUCAAACAAGGAAGCUGGUCCAUGUCUAGUGACAAUUGUCUCCUGCGAUGUUGAGCUUUUGGGCUCUGAUUUGAAGCGUUAGACGUUGUAACGAGUCAGGCUCAAGUCUGUUUCACUUUCCUCUGGCUCUUUCUCUCUUUCCCACACCCUGUUAAAAAGAGUAAAGUACUUGAAAAUUAUUAAGAAGAAAAUAAAAUCUUGCUUAGUAGGAUGUGGUAGUGACAAAAACAGGGAUUUGUUUACUUUGAUAAUUUAAGUACCUUUAAUGUUGAAUACACCGUUUGUGUCCUCUUGAAGUGCUACUACUUUUUAAUUAGAAAAAUAAAGAAUAUAUGUAUUAAUAUUUUUAAUAAUGUCA
This is a messenger RNA of Humulus lupulus (European hop), 1615 nucleotides long. RefSeq names its product putative cyclin-D6-1. Gene Ontology annotation, molecular function: cyclin-dependent protein serine/threonine kinase regulator activity. NCBI's taxonomy places the organism in Eukaryota, Viridiplantae, Streptophyta, Magnoliopsida, Rosales, Cannabaceae. The coding region runs from base 265 to 1242 and encodes 325 amino acids. Gene Ontology annotation, biological process: regulation of cyclin-dependent protein serine/threonine kinase activity; mitotic cell cycle phase transition. The record is from RefSeq and is a predicted model, not a curated record. The transcript is spliced from 6 exons. Gene Ontology annotation, cellular component: nucleus; cyclin-dependent protein kinase holoenzyme complex; cytoplasm.